Messenger RNA from Miscanthus lutarioriparius, 654 nucleotides. The record is from the annotation of a GenBank genome assembly. Lineage: Eukaryota; Viridiplantae; Streptophyta; Magnoliopsida; Poales; Poaceae.
AUGGCCGCCGCGUCGUUCGCGCUCGCGCUUCUGCUCUACCUCGGCCUCGACCUCCCCGAGGCUGCGCCGGCGCAGUCCUACGCCGCCGACCCGGAUACCGUCGUCGAGAUAACCUACGGCUCAGUGAUCAAGUUGAUGCAUGAGAGGACCAAGUUUCGGCUGCAUUCUCACGACGUGCCAUAUGGAUCUGGCAGCGGCCAGCAGUCGGUCACCAGCUUCCCCAACAUCGACGACGCCAAUAGCUACUGGAUAGUGAGACCUCAACCAGAUUCAUCUGCAAAACAAGGUGAUCCCAUAACACAUGGAACAACUAUUAGGCUUCAGCAUAUGAGGACUAGAAAGUGGCUACACAGCCACCUGCAUGCUUCCCCCAUCACUGGAAAUCUGGAGGUUAGUUGCUUUGGUGGUGAGAAUGAGUCAGAUACUGGAGACUACUGGAGGCUUGAGGUUGAGGGCAGUGGGAAAACAUGGCGGCAAGACCAGAGAAUUAGGUUGCGGCAUGUUGAUACUGGUGGUUAUCUACACAGCCAUGAUAGGAAGUACACGCGCAUUGCUGGUGGGCAGCAAGAGGUAUGCGGUGUGGGUGACAAACGCCCAGACAACCUCUGGCUGGCAGCUGAGGGUGUCUACCUCCCUGUAAUUCAGCGCAAAUAG